This is a messenger RNA of Branchiostoma floridae (Florida lancelet), 2157 nucleotides long. RefSeq lists its product as uncharacterized. The coding region runs from base 214 to 2157 and encodes 647 amino acids. Lineage: Eukaryota; Metazoa; Chordata; Leptocardii; Amphioxiformes; Branchiostomatidae. Gene Ontology annotation, molecular function: catalytic activity. The record is from RefSeq and is a predicted model, not a curated record. The transcript is spliced from 5 exons.
UGGCGCUCCUUGGGGGCAGCCACGUAUGUAUUGAGCUCUGCCAAUUAUUCCUCUUUUUAGUGUUUAUUUUACGCGAGACCUAGCCCUACUUCGAAACUAUGUUUGUGAACUGUUCCCGAAUGUUUAUGGAACUCUUGUAGACAAGUUUGGGCAUAGUGGCAAGAGAUUUCUACGAAUUUGUGAGUUGAGAGUCUGACCGGAAAUGCCUCCACCAUGGGCGCAGACCCCGCUGCUGCGGUACUCCUUGAAUUUCCUGCGAGGACUAAAACGGGCAGCUGUGCCGACUGGUCCAGACCUGAAGGAACAUCUACUCCGCCUCGGAAUCUGGAAAUGGAGAUGCAGGCCAAGAGGGAAGAAAGCAGGGAAACUCUUUCAACUAACGCCCGGUCACUGAGCAACAAACUUGAGGAACUGGAACUACGACUCCGUGACCUCCAUUCUGGUGUCGCUAUCAUCUCCGAGACAUGGUUCCAAGAACAGUCACUAGCCGUGAUGACAGACAUUCAUGGCUAUACGACGUUCUCCCGACCACGCGUGGGACGACCAGGAGGUGGGGUCGCAGUAUAUGUCAGGGAUGACAUCCACUCGAGCGUCCUUGAUAUCCCCGUUCCUGAGGAGUUAGAGUGCACCUGGGUGAAGGUACGACCACAUCGACUCCCCCGGAAUGUAUCCAGUCUAGCGGUCUGCGCUGUUUAUUCACCCCCGGACUCUCCACACAGUGAGUUGCUAAUCGACCACUUAGUGAACACCGUUGAUUCCCUCCAGGUUAAGCACCCACACAUUGGGAUAAUCAUCGGUGGUGAUUUCAACCGCGUAGAUGUUAGCAAACUGUGUAUGUCCCACAACCUACGUCAACUGGUAGACCGCCCUACAAGAGACCAAGCUACCCUUGACCUCAUAAUCACCAACCUGAACUCCUACUAUUCCACUCCGAGCAUAUCCGACCCCCUUGCCACAAGUGACCAUAACACCGUCGUCGUGCAAGCAAAGAGUACACCUGUCAGCAACAAGAUCAUCAAGCGGGUUUGUAGGCCUUUCCGUGACUCAAGUAUACGUCUAUUCGGUCAGUGGAUUACUACCCAUGACUGGUCGGAAGUCCUGUCAGCCCCAACCACAGCCGAGAAGUCCCGUGUUUUCUACAACACCCUGCAAUCCAAGAUGGACCAUUUCUUCCCCGUAAAACUCACCCGCCUACACAUGUUCGACAAACCUUGGAUUACACCUGAAAUCAAGUCAUUGAUCUACCUGCGCCAAAAAGCCUUCGUGAACAAUGACAAAAUGACAUACAGUCAUCUAAGAAACAACGUACAGCGCAAGAUCCACGCAUCAAAGGCAAAGUACUACCACACGAACGUCAAAUCAUUAAAAGAAGAAGACAUCGCUUCGUGGCACAGGCAGAUCAAGUCCAUGGCCAACUCUAACCGCUCGGAGCCUGACAUCCAGAUCGACGGUUUGGAUCCCAGCGACACACCUAGUAUUGCUAACGCAAUAAACAAAUCCCUUGCAACUGUGAUCAACUCCCUACCGCCGUUGGAUUUAUCAUUGCUACCAGCUUACCUACCGGCCCGACCUCCGCCUACAGUAAAUCACUGGGACGUCUACAUGAAGUUGCAAAAGGUCAAGACUCGUAAAGCGGCUGGUCCCGACGCCAUUCCCGGCAAGCUGAUCAAAGAGUUUGCUUAUGAAUUGAGUGUUCCGCUGGCAGACAUACUAAACUCAUCGCUCCAACAGGGUUUAGUACCAGAUGAGUGGAAAAACGCCACCGUUGUCCCAGUCCCCAAGUGCAAACCACCGUCCGUAAAUGAACUUCGGCCUAUCUCCUUAACAUCACUCCUGAGUAAGGUCGCAGAAAACUUCAUCUGCCAGUGGGCUAUGACAGACAUCCUCCCGAACAUUGACGCUCAGCAGUUCGAUCUUGUGACAGUCUACAUCACUUACAUCCGUCCCAUAACUGAGUACUGUGCCCCCGUGUGGCACCCCGGACUACCCAGCGUGCUCACCCCAAUUGCAAGGCGUCUGUUUUCCAGCCCAAAUUCUGAUUCCGAAGACACGCCUGUCAUGAAUGUACCGGGAGUUGGUGAGAAGCUGGGAUCGACUCUUCAAGGAGCGGGAUACAACACGGUUGGGGAUCUAAAGGAGCAGAUAGAGAACCAGUAA